CGCGCCGCCCCCCACGGGCCGCAGCCCAGCGGCAGCAGCGGCAGGGACAGCGGCGACAGGAGGAGAGGGAGGAGGAGGAGGAGUGGGGGAGGAAGGGGAGGAGGAGGAGGGAGAAGAUGGCGGACGAUCCCAGCGCUGCCGACCGCAACGUGGAGAUCUGGAAGAUCAAGAAGCUCAUCAAGAGCCUGGAGGCGGCCCGAGGCAAUGGUACCAGCAUGAUAUCGUUGAUCAUUCCUCCCAAAGACCAGAUUUCGCGAGUGGCAAAAAUGUUAGCAGAUGAGUUUGGCACCGCUUCCAACAUUAAGUCUCGAGUGAAUCGCCUUUCAGUACUGGGAGCCAUUACAUCUGUACAGCAAAGACUGAAACUCUAUAACAAAGUACCUCCAAAUGGUCUGGUUGUUUACUGUGGAACAAUUGUGACAGAAGAAGGAAAAGAGAAGAAAGUCAACAUCGACUUUGAACCUUUCAAACCAAUCAAUACGUCGUUGUACUUGUGUGACAACAAAUUCCACACGGAGGCUCUUACAGCGCUGCUCUCUGAUGACAGCAAGUUUGGCUUUAUUGUAAUAGAUGGUAGCGGUGCACUCUUCGGAACUCUUCAAGGAAACACGCGAGAAGUCCUGCACAAAUUCACUGUGGAUCUUCCAAAGAAGCAUGGUAGAGGAGGACAGUCUGCCUUGCGUUUCGCUCGUUUGAGAAUGGAGAAACGACACAACUAUGUAAGGAAGGUAGCGGAGACGGCUGUGCAACUCUUCAUUUCUGGUGACAAGGUGAACGUGGCUGGUCUCGUUUUAGCUGGCUCAGCGGACUUCAAAACUGAACUAAGUCAAUCUGACAUGUUUGAUCAGCGGUUGCAAUCCAAAGUGCUCAAACUAGUUGACAUUUCAUAUGGAGGAGAAAAUGGAUUCAAUCAAGCGAUUGAAUUGUCAACCGAGGUCCUCUCCAAUGUGAAAUUCAUUCAAGAGAAGAAACUAAUAGGACGAUACUUUGACGAAAUCAGUCAGGACACAGGGAAAUACUGUUUUGGCGUUGAAGAUACACUAAAAGCUUUGGAAAUGGGAGCAGUAGAGAUACUGAUAGUCUAUGAAAAUCUGGAUAUAAUGAGAUAUGUUCUGCACUGCCAAGGCACGGAGGAGGAGAAGAUUCUGUAUUUGACACCGGAGCAAGAGAAGGAUAAAUCUCACUUCACAGAUAAAGAGACGGGCCAGGAACACGAACUGAUAGAAAGUAUGCCCCUUCUGGAGUGGUUUGCUAACAACUACAAGAAAUUUGGAGCAACAUUGGAAAUUGUUACAGACAAAUCACAGGAAGGAUCCCAAUUUGUGAAAGGAUUUGGAGGAAUUGGAGGUAUCUUGCGGUACCGAGUGGACUUCCAGGGAAUGGAAUACCAAGGAGGAGACGAUGAAUUUUUUGACCUUGAUGACUACUAGGUAGUCGCCCUGGGUCUGGCAAAAUGUGCCUCGCCCCUCCAGCAUCCAACCCAAGGAGCAAACUCAUGGUGGAAAACACAACAGAUCCCUGCCUUAGAAUUGGAACAUUUCCAGAACUUGAUCCGCAAGCAUUGGAUUUAAAAAAGCGAAACCCUACACUUUGAUUUGUCAUAGUGUCAGUACAGCAGCAAACUACUAAGUUCCUCUAUGCCACUUUGGACUAAUUUAAAAAGAAUCCCAAUUUUUACUUUUACUCAAUGGUGAAAUUGGUUGCUCUUGUAUUUUAUGAAAAUGAUUUUUUUAACCUUCAUGAUACAUUAACUGCU
Cuculus canorus (common cuckoo) is the source of this 1756-nucleotide messenger RNA. It is a transcript of the gene ETF1, whose product is annotated as eukaryotic translation termination factor 1. NCBI's taxonomy places the organism in Eukaryota, Metazoa, Chordata, Aves, Cuculiformes, Cuculidae. Gene Ontology annotation, biological process: cytoplasmic translational termination. The record is from RefSeq and is a predicted model, not a curated record. Bases 117 to 1430 code for a protein of 437 amino acids. The transcript has 10 exons. Gene Ontology annotation, cellular component: translation release factor complex; cytosol. Gene Ontology annotation, molecular function: translation release factor activity, codon specific; sequence-specific mRNA binding.